ACUUUAUACACUUGCCACCUUCCUAAGCAAAGGAAAUUAUGCAACCGAACAAAUAUAAAAAAUAUAAAAAGGGCAGAAAAUUUGUUGAAUCUCAUCAUCUUUCAAGCGAAAUUUCUCGGGAUUCCUUUUCAGUCACAUCUCAAUCCACUUUCUGGCAAAGAAUUCAGUGUAAUUCCUCUGAAGUUGCGGAAAACACGAAUCCUAGAACAUCUGGAAUCCAUCAAGGGAGAGAAAAUCGUCUGCGGAUCGUGUCGAUUGAUUCAUAAAUGGCAUUCUACAGCUCCAACUACUAUGAGGCUGGUGAUCUUGGUGAGUAUAGUUUAACCCCUUAUGCUGAUAUUCAUGAUCAUCAUGCUUCUCUAGAUCAAGGACCAACAUCUUAUUAUUAUUCAAGCCAUGAGCCCCCCACCCAAAACUCGUAUUAUUAUUCUAGCCAUGAGCCCCCCACCCAAAACUUGUUUCAGUAUGAUCCAACUCCAUCUCAAUAUUAUUAUGCUUGUCAAAAUUCUUACACAAAACCUCUAUCCAUCAAUUACUACCCAAAUGUUUAUAACCCGAGUUAUGAUGCUGAAGCGACUCAGUUUAUGAUAUCUUAUUCCGUUUCAUCCAAGUCUAAUGAGCUUGAAUUUGAAGAGUAUGAUCCUACGCCUUAUGGUGGGGGAUUUGAUAUUGCUCAAACUUACGGAAAGCCCCUUUCGCCUUCACUUGAAACUUGUUAUCCUCGUUCUUCUGGGCCUGCUGCCCUAAGUCCCACCUCUUUAGAAGGUGUCACUGAUGGCUCUAUCGUGCCGUGGAGUGGUAAGCAAGAACCCUCUGAGCAAGCACCAAAACCCAUCAACGGAAGCCAACCGAUGCAGGCGGUUGAAGAAGAGAAGCAGCACCAAGAGAGGAUAGAAGAUCAGCCAAAUCAAGUUGAGGAAAGUGAAGAAGUUGUGCAGGGUAGUUAUGAACAUGAGCAGCAAGUGUAUAAUCAAGUUCCUAGUGGAUAUGGACUGGAGGCCAUGGAUAUUUGUGAGAGUUUGUUUGGGUAUUGGCCUUGCCUGGCUCGUGAUUUUAAGAGAGGCAAUGGAAAUGCUGAUUCUUGCUAUGAAUUUGGUAGUGGUCAAGGAAGAUAUAGGAAUCCAUGGAAAGGAACUGCAGAUUAUCUUUUCGGAAGCUCAAAUCCGUAUGGAGAAAUAAGGGAUGAAGGAAGCAACUAUUUACAAUAG
This is a messenger RNA of Pyrus x bretschneideri (Chinese white pear), 1208 nucleotides long. RefSeq lists its product as uncharacterized. Gene Ontology annotation, biological process: protein phosphorylation. Lineage: Eukaryota; Viridiplantae; Streptophyta; Magnoliopsida; Rosales; Rosaceae. The record is from RefSeq and is a predicted model, not a curated record. Gene Ontology annotation, molecular function: phosphatidic acid binding; protein serine/threonine kinase activity. The coding region runs from base 267 to 1208 and encodes 313 amino acids. The transcript has 2 exons.